This is a messenger RNA of Coregonus clupeaformis (lake whitefish), 3701 nucleotides long. RefSeq names its product trafficking protein particle complex subunit 11 (gene trappc11). The transcript has 30 exons. Bases 255 to 3659 code for a protein of 1134 amino acids. The record is from RefSeq and is a predicted model, not a curated record. Lineage: Eukaryota; Metazoa; Chordata; Actinopteri; Salmoniformes; Salmonidae.
UUAUAUGUCAACAGAAGGCAUCAGGAGACAGGAAGCUACUAGUCACUAGCUAGCUAGUUGGCUUUGCUAACGUUACUGUUUGCUGACUCGGGUACAUUCUGAAUUCGACAUAUAGUGGGAAAUGUUACUUAUGUAGCUAAGCCAAGACUAAGCACUUUAUUUUUUUCAGUUGGUCUGAAACGCUCAGCCAGUUAGCUUACUUGAGUUGCCUUGCUAGUUAGCGUCAGCUGGCUUGAUUGCAGCAGCCUCAAAUCAUGAUGAGUCCGACCCAAUGGGACCUGCCCCCGGAGCUGUGCUGCCGGCCCAUGGCCUUUGUGGCCCUGACCGGGCUGGAUGUAACUUACAACGCCAUCCAUAGGGCAAUCUGGGAUGCCUUCUGUGCCAACAGGAGGGCCGACAGGGUGCCCAUCUCAUUCAAGGUCCUUCCAGGAGACCAUGAAUACCCAAAGUGUAGGACCAAAAGAACCUCCUAUGAGUGGUACAUCCCCAAAGGGAUCUUGAAGACAGGAUGGAUGAACAAGCACCUGAACCUGGUGCCUGCCUUGCUGGUACUGUUCUAUGAGCUGGACUGGGAUGAUGCAGUCUGGAAGGAGAAGCAGUCAGAGUGUGCCACUAAAGUAGAGAUUGUCAGAACAAGCCUUCAAGGAAGAAACACCAAGGUUGCAGUUGUCUUAAUUCAGAAGAAAACCCCUCUUCCUCCAGGUGAGGACCUGGUGGCUUCAGAGAGGGCUGCUUCCCUGUGCAAUGCCUGUGACCUGUCUGGGAAGUCUCUCUUCGUCCUCCCUCACACUGAUCACCUGGUGGGCUACAUCAUCAGGCUGGAAAAUGCGUUCUAUGAGCAUGCACAGACCUACUACUACACAGAGAUUAGGAGGGUCAAAUCCCACAAAGAGUUCCUCAACAAAACAACCCAUCAGUUGCUGUUUGUGAGACACCAGUUUAAGAUUGCAUUCUUCAGUGAGCUCAAGCAAGACACACAGAAUUCACUAAAGUACUACAGGACUGCCUACAGCCUUGUACAUGAGCUGAGAACCCACGAGACCAACAUGCUGGAGAUAAAGGCCAUGGCUGGAUUCAUAAACUACAAGAUCUGUCGACUAUGCUUCCAACACAACACACCUUUGGAUGCCAUUGCUCAGUUCAGGAAGCAUAUUGAUCUGUGCAAGAAGAAGAUUGGCAGUGCAGAGCUGGCAUUUGAGCACACAGCCUGGAUGUCCAAGCAGUUCCAGUCUUUUGGUGACCUGUUUGAUGAGGCGAUCAAGCUGGGUCUGACGGCCAUCCAGACUCAGAACCCUGGCUUCUACUACCAGCAGGCUGCAUACUAUGCCCAGGAACGAAAGCAGCAAGCAACUCACCUGUGUGCCCAUGAGGCCAGUGUGAGUUCCCCCUCCCCAGACCACCUAGAGACAUCCAGCGGAGCUCUGGACUUCUAUGGGCAGAGAGCCUGGAGGCAAGGCCACCAGAGUAUUGAUCCCCCACACAUGGAGAAGGAGAAAGGAGGGAUCCUGGCACUGCAAAUGAAGGAGAAGGAUGUUCCCCACUCCGAGCUGAUCAUUGCUCUGCUCAGCAACGCUGUAGCUCAGUUCAAGAAAUACAAGUGUCCUCGGAUGAAGAGCCACCUGAUGGUGCAGAUGGGAGAGGAGUACAACCAUGCCAAGGACUACACCAAAGCACUAAAACUGCUGGACUAUGUGAUGUGUGACUACCGUACAGAGCGCUGGUGGAGCCUGCUCACCUCCAUCCUGAGCACAGCGCUACGGUGCUCCUACCUGAUGGCCCACGUCAAGGACUACAUCACCUACUCCAUGGAGCUGGUCGGACGAGCUUCUACUCUACGGGAGGAGCAGAAAUCCAGGAUUGAGAAGAAUCUCAUCAAGGUCCUGAUGAACGAGGUCCCAGAAGCAGAGCCAGAUUGUGACCAGGCCUCAGCCAAGGCUGCCCAGGCCCUGUGGAGUGACCGCAUGUCUCUGGCUGGCAGCAACGUGUUCACCAUCGAGGUGCAGGACUACGUGCCCUUUGUCCAGUGCAAGGCCAAGUUCCUGUCCCCUAGUUUCCACGUGGAUGACCCGGUCCAGCUGCAUGUCUACCUGAGGGCUGACUGCCCUCACCCUGUCCGCUUCUCUAAGCUAUGUGUCAGCCUCAGCAACCAGGAGUAUAACCAGUUGUGUGUGGUAGAGGAGCCGUGUAAGUCUCAGGAUAUCCUAGAGGCCUCCAGUCAAGAGAACAUGUGCCUGGUCCCUGGCAAGACACGCAUAUACAGCUUCAAGUUUGUGGCUAAAACUGAGGACGUGGGGAAGAAGAUAGAGAUCACAGCGGUGGACCUGAUGCUGGGCAGUGAUAAUGGCCGCUGCGUCUUCCUCAACUGGCGAGGCGGGGGAGGAGACGCUGCUUCGUCCCAGGAAGCUCUACUGGCGGCCAGGUCCUUUAAGAGCAGGGGUCGUGUCCCAGAGCAGCAUGUGGAAUGGGACAACGUAUCCAUCCAGGCCAACACCAUGAUAAUCUCCCGCAUUCCCAAGAUCUCAGUUCAGCUGAGUCACGAGCCCCCUGCUCUGAACAACGAGAUGUACCGCAUCACUGUCUCCAUCCAGUCCAACGAGGAGACCGUGACCAAAGACGUCAAACUCACUGCCGGACUCAAACCAGGUCAGGAUGCAAACCUCACACAGUCCACCCAUGUGACCCUGAACGGUUUGGAGAUGUGUGACGAGUCCCAUCCUGCACUGCUUCCAGACAUUGCCAUUGGAGACCUCCAGCCGGGAGAAAAGGUUGAGAAGUGUCUGUAUGUUCGCUGUGUCACCACUGGCACCAGAAUCUUCCUGUUCCAUGUAGCCUAUGCCUUGAGCACCAAGGUGGAGGGCAAAGACAUCACCUGCAAGUGUCACAAAGAUGAAACCGUUACCAUAGAAACCAUUGUUCCAUUUGAAGUUGCUGUGAAGUUUGUAUCCACAAAGUUUGAGCACUUGGAUAGGGUGUAUGUGGACAUCCCCUUUCUGCUGAUGACGGACAUCCUGAGUGCGUCCCCCUGGCCUCUACACCUGGUUACCAGCCAGCUGCAGCUGGCCCCCACCAUGGCUGCCAUGGACCAGCCCCAGUCCCAGGUGGAGCAGGUGAUGCUGCAGACAGGUGAAUGUGCCAGCGAGUGUUUCAGCCUCCAGUGUCCCCCUGUGCUCAACGGGACGAGCAGUGUGGCGUCUGGACAGUACCUCAUCUCCUGGAAGAGGAAAUCUUCUUGUGCAGAUGCACCUGUUGUGACGACAGUUGUCACCCUCCCCCAUGUGAUGGUGGAGACCAUUCCUCUAUAUGUUCAUGCAGAGCUGCCGUCGUUUGGAAGGGUGCGGGAGUCUAUGCCAGUGAGGUACCACAUCCAGAACCGGACGGGGCUGGUCCAGGACGUGGAGAUGUCUGUGGAACCCAGCGAUGCCUUCAUGUUCUCUGGCCUCAAGCAGGUGCGUCUGAGGAUCCUGCCUGGAGCGGAGCAGGAGAUGUUGUAUAACUUCUACCCUCUGAUGGCAGGGUACCAGAGCCUUCCCCAGCUCAACAUCAGCCUGCUGCGCUUCCCUGCCGUGUCCGGACAGCUGCUCCGACGCUUCCUCCCCUCACGCAUCUUUGUCAAGCCCCAGGGCCGACAAGCAGACGAUGCCUCCAUUGCAGCGGCUUGAAAUCCAUAACACCACCCCACUACUGAGUGAAUACUAAUUUAA